GACAAGGCCACGCAAACUAGCAACCGGUGCCACGCAAACUGCCAACUGCCAUCUUCUUCCCCAGCCGCUGUGCCCGUCCCCCUGCCACCAAGGUCCAAGGUCUCCGGAGCGCGACCUGGCUGCAACGCAGGCAAUGGAGUCGCCGUUCCGCGCGGACCUGCUGAGGGGGAAGGCGGCGCUGGUCACGGGCGGGGGCUCCGGCAUCGGCUUCGAGAUCGCCGCGCAGCUCGCGCGCCACGGCGCGCACGUCGCACUCAUGGGCCGCCGCCGCGAGGUCCUCGACAAGGCCGUCGCCGCGCUCCGGUCCGAGGGCCUCAGGGCUGUUGGUUUUGACGGGGAUGUCCGAAAGCAAGAGGAUGCUGCCAGAGUGAUCGCAGCAACGGUUGAGCAUUUUGGCAAACUGGACAUUCUUGUCAAUGGUGCUGCCGGCAACUUCCUUGCCUCCCCGGAGGAUUUGAAGCCCAAGGGAUUCCGGACUGUUCUUGACAUUGACACUGUGGGUACAUACACAAUGUGUUAUGAAGCCCUCAAGUAUCUCAAAAAGGGUGGACCAGGGAGAGGUCCUUCCUCUGGUGGCCUCAUCAUUAACAUAAGCGCAACGCUGCAAUACACUGCCGCUUGGUACCAAAUUCAUGUCUCUGCUGCCAAGGCUGGCGUUGACGGUAUCACAAGAUCAUUGGCUCUGGAAUGGGGAACAGAUUACGACAUUAGAGUAAAUGGAAUUGCACCUGGACCAAUUCAAGACACUCCAGGAAUGAGGAAACUUGCACCUGAAGAAAUGGGCAAUAAGGGGAAACGAGAAACGAUGCCAUUAUUUAAGCUUGGGGAGAAAUGGGACAUAGCAAUGGCCGCACUCUAUCUAGCUUCUGAUGCAGGAAAAUAUGUAAAUGGGGCUAUAAUUAUUGUUGACGGAGGUCUUUGGUUGAGUCGCCCUCGCCAUAUUCCCAAGGAGGAAGUGAAGGCACUCUCUAAAGUUGUCGAGAAGAAGGUUAGGGCAUCUGGUGUUGGGGUGCCAUCCAGCAAAUUGUGAUGACAUCUUUGACUACGUAGCUCUUCGAUGUGUUCUGUACAACAUAUGUCUAUAUUGUUGUCCCACUAAUGUUGUCAGUUUGGCUAUGCCACCAGUCCAUGCAGAUGACUUGUUAGGGCUUGUUCGCUUAUUUUUAAUCCAUAUGGAUUGGAGGGGAUUGAUAUGGAUUGGGGGAGAUUUUCACUUACUAGGGAUUAAAACCCUCUCAAUCCAUAUGGAUUGGGGUAGAACCGAACAUGGCCUUAAGCGGCUGAGCAGUCCAUUUAGUUGAAGAAAUUCAAAUAUUUAUUACUGUUGUCGUCCAAUUUGUAUUAGAAAUAGUUGAGAUCGGUAUGGGAUCCCAACCAAGAGGUGCGUAUUGCCAAAUAUUUACAUGCUGUCUAUUCAGGUUGUCGAUUAAAAGGGUCAUAUUAAAGAUUU
This is a messenger RNA of Zea mays, 1450 nucleotides long. RefSeq names its product peroxisomal 2,4-dienoyl-CoA reductase-like. Gene Ontology annotation, biological process: fatty acid catabolic process. The transcript has 5 exons. Gene Ontology annotation, molecular function: 2,4-dienoyl-CoA reductase (NADPH) activity. Bases 134 to 1030 code for a protein of 298 amino acids. NCBI's taxonomy places the organism in Eukaryota, Viridiplantae, Streptophyta, Magnoliopsida, Poales, Poaceae. The record is from RefSeq and is marked validated. Gene Ontology annotation, cellular component: peroxisome.